ACAUCACUGAGCCUUCUGUAGAUAUAAGUAGUGAAGCUGUGAGAGUUUGUCAGACUGAAGGAGAAGCAGCAGUUUGUCUCUGUUUCCUCUGAAGGUGAAGACACAAAGUCUCUUCAGUUUGACCUGCAGACAGACCCACAUCAGGAGUUUGAUCACCUCAUUUCAGCAGAAACCUGACAAUGAAGAUGAUUCCACUCCUCAUCCUCCUCUUUGCUCCGCUGUUGAUCAGCGGUGGUGAUCUCAUCCACCCGAUGGACUGCAGCGACAUCCAUAAAGACAAGAGCAAACCCAGUGGAGUGUACACCAUCUAUCCUGUUGGAGACAGGUCUGCUGUCCAGGUGUACUGUGACAUGGAGUCAGUUGGAGGAGGGUGGACGGUGUUCCAGAGGAGGAUGGACGGCUCAGUGAACUUCUACAGGCCCUGGAACCAGUACAAGUUUGGCUUUGGUAGCGCUGCUGGAGAGUACUGGCUCGGUCUUAAAAACAUCCACUCCCUGACAAAUGAGAGAAAAAACGAGCUGCUGGUCGACAUGGAGGACUUUGAUGGAAAGAAAGUGUUUGCUCGGUAUACCUCGUUCUCUGUUGGUACAGAAUGUGACGGAUACAAACUGCAAGUGUCUGGAUUCAUCAAUGGAGGGGCGGGAGACUCCCUGACUUAUCACAGUGGACAGAAGUUCUCCACCUUCGACAAAGACCAGGACUCUUCAAGCUCCAACUGUGCCAAACUCUACCUGGGGGCGUUCUGGUACAAGAGCUGUCACUAUGCAAACCCCAACGGUGUUUAUCGCUGGGGGGCUGAUAGCACUAUAAAUUAUCUUGGAGUGGAGUGGUACUACUGGAAGGGCUGGAACUACUCCCUGAAGACCAUCAGCAUGAAGAUCCGUCCUGUGCAGUAAAUCUCCAGGACCAGCAGAAUAUCAGAUGUUGAUCUCUUUCUCUCUUUUCUCUCAUCUCUGGUGUAAUCUCACAUAAUCAGUAGAAUCAAACAGACACAUAGACUCUGAUCAGAUGCUAAUAGCUGCAUUAACUU
Messenger RNA from Lates calcarifer (barramundi perch), 1030 nucleotides. Its product is annotated as microfibril-associated glycoprotein 4-like. Gene Ontology annotation, biological process: elastic fiber assembly. The record is from RefSeq and is a predicted model, not a curated record. The transcript has 7 exons. The coding region runs from base 180 to 896 and encodes 238 amino acids. NCBI's taxonomy places the organism in Eukaryota, Metazoa, Chordata, Actinopteri, Centropomidae.